CAUAAAAUUGUUGUCCAACUCUCUUUGCAUCUCCAACACUUUUCUGUCUAAACACGAGUGGUUGCCAUGAAAUAUACUGCAAUAAUCUUGGUCUUUCUGCAAUGUUGUCUUGCUUUGCAGGCCAACUCGACGAUCCUGCAUAAGUAUGAGUCGAUCUUCAACUUCGGCGACUCCUUAAGCGACACCGGGAACUACCUCCGGUCCGCAGAGGGAUCUCCAACUGUGCCGAAUUAUCCUUAUGGCAAGACCUUCUUCGGGCAUCCGACCGGUCGUUAUUCAGAUGGACGUCUUAUAAUUGAUUUCAUUGCGGAAGCAGUUGGGUUACCCUAUCUGAAGCCAUAUCUUGAGGUAGUCAACGGCUCGGUUGAUGCUCGCGGUGGAGUUAACUUUGCAGUUGCUGGUGCCAAAGCUCUUGAUCCGACAUUCUUUGAAGUUCGACACAUUCGAACGAUCCCCAUGACGAAUUAUUCCUUAAGCGUUCAGCUCCAGUGGUUCAAGAAACUAAAAUCUUCUCUUUGCACAUCGCAACAAGAUUGCGAUACAUAUUUCAAGAAGUCCUUAUUUCUAGUGGGGGAGAUUGGUGGAAACGACUACAAUCUUGCUUUCGCCCUUGGUGCAACCUUUGAGCAGCUCCGUCCCAUUGUCCCAGAUGUUGUUGGAGCCAUCACCAAUGCAAUCAGCAUGCUCAUCGAAGAAGGGGCGGUGGAGUUGGUAGUGCCAGGAAAUUUGCCGAUAGGUUGCUCGACGUCAUACCUGGCGACCGUUCCGCGUUUUACCAAGGACGACGUUAAUAUGACAACUGGUUGUCUCAAUCGUUUUAAUGAAUUCGCCAAGUACCACAACGAUUAUCUCCAGCGAGAGUUGCAGCUUUUGAGACAAAAAUAUAGCCAUGCAAGGAUCAUCUAUGCGGAUUAUUAUGGAGAUGCCAUGCGUCUCUUUGAAUCACCAAAACAGUAUGGUUUCGGUAAUUUGAUACAGAAAGCUUGUUGUGGAGCUGGUGGACCAUUCAAUUUUGACGCCAUGAAGAUGUGCGGUUCCAAGGGCACAACUAUGUGUACAGAACCAUCAGCUUACAUACUUUGGGACGGAGUUCACUACACCGAGGCGGCGUAUCGGCACCUGGCCAAGGGUUUACUCGACGGUCCCUUCACUUCUCCACGUUUCGUUAACUAGAAGUCCGAAG
Syzygium oleosum is the source of this 1183-nucleotide messenger RNA. Its product is annotated as GDSL esterase/lipase At5g45910-like. NCBI's taxonomy places the organism in Eukaryota, Viridiplantae, Streptophyta, Magnoliopsida, Myrtales, Myrtaceae. Bases 67 to 1173 code for a protein of 368 amino acids. The record is from RefSeq and is a predicted model, not a curated record. The transcript is spliced from 5 exons. Gene Ontology annotation, molecular function: hydrolase activity, acting on ester bonds.